GUUGCACUGACUCAGACAAUCCGAGUUCAAUUGACUCGAAACCGGGUUUUUUGGCCCAACUUGUAGUCCGUAGGACUAUAGUGAGUAUGCAGGUCAAAUAUAUUUAUGUAAAAGGUCAGUUCAAGUCUGGACAGCUGGGGGACUCAGGGUACUACUCUUGGCUGACUCCUCCCAGCUUGCGGUUACUCUUCGUUUACGCAAGAAACAAAUUUAGCUGUGAUUUGAAGGCAUGUGGAGCCCUUUAUAAGAUCUCAUUUCAGUUGGGGGGAUCGUCGGCUUUCCUUGUGUUGAGCUUGAAAGAGCUCGUAUUCUCUGUCCAAGAGGAUCUGGCGCAGCAGCUUGAAAUCACUAUUAUAAACAUCACGGGUGCCCUGGCAGGUAUUGGCGUAUCGACCUUCGCCAAAUACCUUGCAACUAUUCCGCAGGAGGGAUCGGUAACAUCCCGUUUCAUACCAGCUGUAUUCCUUGUGAUAAUCAGCUUUCUCGCUGGUUGGGCGAAAAGCCGUCUUCCUCGUCUUCAUUUAUCUGCGCGCAUUUCGUGUUUUGUGUCCAUAUGGCUGUUGACUAAUAAUAUUGGAAUAACCUCUGCCGUCCUCUCAGACUCGGGCGGUUUUUUAUGGAUCACCGUGACAGCCGCAUCUGUUUGCUUGUUUUCUAGCAUGUUGAUUUUACAUUGGUCCUCGACUCAUCUUAUUGAAGAAGUCGCGUCAACAUUGAGAAUUAUCCAUCGCUGCUUAUCCGUGGGCAUGGAUAAUCCCUUCACUUAUCCUUCCUCCCAGAAAAUUGCUGAAUUGAAGGAUUUACACGGAGAGUUGGUCCACCAGUCUGUAAUACUGAAUGAGAUGUACUGUCAAGCAGCUUUUGAACUCCGUGUUGGGCGCGUUAGCGUGAAGUCCCUCAAGCCUCUCCUGGGCAUGGUUGAACACUUGCGGCGUGAAUUAUCCUGGGGAACGGUUUCUCAGCCAGGUCAAAACGACUGGUCCAACGAAUCGCACUGUGCUUCAUCUUCUUCCUUCGAGGCUUCAGCAAUAGAGCUUAGUAAAACCAUUAUGACCUCAAUCAAAGCAGUCGAAGAUCUGGUGCUCGGCGUGUAUACACAUACCUCCCUAUGGCACAAGUCAUUGCGCACAGAGAGAGAUGCAGUUACUGCGGCUGCCAUCAAUCUCAAUUUCGCAUGGUACACUGCAAAAAACGAGUUGCGUAACACUAAUCAAACAUGGAGCGAAGAACCGAUUUCCCCAUCUGGCUCCAUUGUUCCUUCGCAUCUCCAUCAUCAGUGCCUGUUCGUGACGUCAUUGUUACAGAUGGCCUACGACACGAGCCACAUACUGCAAGUAGCUCAGAGCAUUGCUGCACACCACGAAGUUUCUCGAUUUCGCUUCUGGCUCCCGCGAUUGACAUGGCAGUGGCUUGGUGUUGCGCCCCGAACUUUCAUAAUGGAGGAAUAUGGGGCACCUAUAACCCAUGAUACUCUCGAAGCAGAGACAACACUAUCAGCUGAGGAAGUCCGUCAAGGCGUUGCUUUUGUCGAUCGACAGGAUGACACAACGAGUCAAGAGGUUUUCUAUUGCCAUGCCACCAGAAACAUACCUACUGUUCCACAGUUAUCGCUAAAAUCCCUCCCACGAUGCUUGUCGUUGACACUGCAACACCUUUGGAAUCAUCGCGUCAUACUUCAGCUUCGACUAGGAGCAUCAAGAGUAAUCCGCGACACGCAGCGUUCCAGUCAUUUGCAGCAUGCGACAAAAAAUGCCAUUGGGGUGGCCAUGUUAAGUUUUCCGGCUUUUCUUCCUUCUCACUCAGCAGGUUUUCAGUGGUUCAGGUGGAUCCACGGCCAAUGGAUGAUUAUCAGCUACGUAUGGGUCCUUGAAACCAAUACUGGAGCGACCUGGCGCGUUGGUUACUUGCGUCUCUCAGGGACCAUUCUAGGAGCUAUCUAUGCUUAUAUUACAUGGGCUAUUUGCGGGAGGAAUCCCAUUGGCAUAGUGGCAAUGGUUACAUUGUUUGAUAUACCUAUUACGUGGUUUGUCACGAAAAGCAGGAUUCCGUCCUUGGGUGUUGUCGCGUCUGUUACGCUCCCUCCUGUCGUGCUAUACCAAUACCUAACUCCGGAUUCAGGAGUGUCUACACGAGACUUAGCUUGGAUGAGGGCCUCAAUGAUUGCUCUGGGCAUCAUCGCCGCGUUGGCAAUGAACAGUCUUGUUUUUCCUCGAUACAGCCGGGUGUUGUUUCUGAAUCAGACCAGCACGACACUGAGAUUACUCAGCCAGUUAUACCUUCUCCUUGUACAGGGAAUGUUCCGGAGUAUACACCCAUUUACGCUGCACGACAAACAAGAGACGUUAAAGUUAGAACUUCAAAUUCGCAAUGCGCUUCAUCGAUCGUCGUCGCUGCUGACUACCAUGAAUGACGAACUUAGUCUAGUGCCGAAACCAAUGCGCCACUACCGCGAAGUUGUCCUCAAAAUACAGAAGAUUCUUGACUUGAUGACCGGUCUUAGAAAGACACGGGAAAAUAUACCCCGAAAGGAGACUAUCGCGUCAGUCAUGAAAGAACGGAAGGAAUUUAUAUCCUGUAUCUGCAUCUCGCUGUUUGCGUGUCAGCACGUCUUUCAAGCUCGACAACCUUUGCCGCAGUUCCUCCCAUCUGCAAGACAAGCACUUGAAACACUCGAAUCAAGGAUAGAAGCCUCUCUGCGACGGGGUAUUGACGCGGAUGUAUCGGUUAAGGGUAUCUCCCUGGCAUACUCAGUUGCAGAAGGUGAGGUCAUGAAGAAUAUGGUUGAUACUAUAGAGGGUUUAUUGGAGCUGUGCCGCCAGCUAUUCGGUACAUCGGCGUGGUUGACCAAUACCUGGCCAGAGACAAGUGUUCCUAACGCUGAUGAAGGACCUGGAACACCCAGUGAAGGAUGGUUUAGUACAGUGGGACGCAUGUAGAAAGGAUACUAUCUCAAUUAGAGGCUUGUCAUGUAGCAUAGAUGUGAUUUUAAGGGUAGUGGUAGCUAGAGUUAUUGCAUGUGCGAAUCCAUGCGUCGCGAAUUUAUUUAUGUAAAUGUCACGGUAACGAGGACGGAAGGAGAAGUGGCGUCACCACAGUUUACGCGUUGUUAUUCGACCAAACAACACGAUGUCAAUAAAUCCAAGUGACACGUCUCUUUCUCUUCUCUAUACCAAACUCUACUA
This is a messenger RNA of Suillus fuscotomentosus, 3182 nucleotides long. RefSeq lists its product as uncharacterized. The coding region runs from base 87 to 2936 and encodes 949 amino acids. The record is from RefSeq and is a predicted model, not a curated record. NCBI's taxonomy places the organism in Eukaryota, Fungi, Basidiomycota, Agaricomycetes, Boletales, Suillaceae. The transcript is spliced from 17 exons.